AUGAGGAGAAAUUCAAGUGUAAUUGGAAAUUCUGGAGCAUACACUAGUCCUGGAACACCAGAUUAUGGGGAUAAUUACGGCAGAGGAAUGACAAAAGGAUGGAGUUCAGAGCGAGUUCCAUUGCCGACAAACAGUAGCAGAAGACACAUCAGUGCAGCUGCCUUGAUGCCAUUUAACAGUGGAAGAGCUUUGCCCUCGAAAUGGGAUGAUGCUGAGCGGUGGAUUACUAGUCCUAUUUCAGGAUAUGGGGUCUACAAGACUUCAACUUUACCGCCUGAAAGAAGGCCUAAAUCAAAGAGUGGCCCUCUUGGAACUACAGGGGUUAUGUAUAUGCCGAAUUAUUCGCCUACGGUUCCAGCUCUUGAAGGCGGAAGUGGGAGGAAUUUUCUGGUGGGUUCGCCGUUAACAACUGGUGUGUUGAUGCCUGAUGCUUUAUCUGUCCAUUAUGGAGCGGGGAAUGGUGGUAAUGCGUACAACUCCGUUUAUGCUGCCAAUGCAAAUGCUAAUGCUAAUGUUAGUACAUUGCCUGGAUUGUCAGAUUUUCUCGAGAUAAAAAGUUUGCAAAAUGACAAACUUGAAAGCUACCAAGAGGCGGAGGGCAGUGUUUCACGAGUAGUGUCACGAAGAGAUAUGGCAACUCAGAUGAGCCCGGAUAGUAGCAUUCACUCAUCUCCUAAAGCUAGGUCGUCAUUCUCUGCUUUGCCUCUCCCAAUCCCAAAUACAACUGAGCAGCACGGCUAUCAUUCUGAAAAAGUUGAAGUCGUCCGAGAUGUGCAAGUGGAUAAAGGUGCCACUGUAACCAGGCAGUCCAAGAAACAUGGAGCUAGGAAAAUGAGGAAAAAGUCUUCUGAUUCUAAUGAUCUAGUAGCACAGUGGGAUAUUUCAGGGGCUGCAAAGACAUCGUCCAAGUUGCAAAGGGAAGAGGCCAAGAUAGCUGCUUGGGAGAACUUGCAGAAAGCGAAAGCUGAAGCAGCGAUUCGAAAGCUUGAGAUGAAACUAGAAAAGAAAAGGUCUGCAUCGAUGGAUAAGAUAUUGAAUAAGCUGAGAGCUGCGCAGACCAAAGCACAAGACAUGAGAAGCUCGAUUUCAGAGAAUCAAACCCGUACCACAUCAUCCACCAUUUCCCAUAAACUUAUCUUUCGAAGGUGUUUGAAAACAAAUUCUCUGAGAGGCUGCUUCGUUUGCUGCACUUGA
Molecule: messenger RNA, 1194 nt
Organism: Oldenlandia corymbosa var. corymbosa
Lineage: Eukaryota; Viridiplantae; Streptophyta; Magnoliopsida; Gentianales; Rubiaceae
Source: the annotation of a GenBank genome assembly